CAACAUUCAGCUUUGCCUGAAGAGAAAUAUUCAGCCAAGCCUCGGUGAGCAGGAAAAAAAUGUCCACUCGCUACCACCAAGCUGCUAGUGAUAGCUACCUGGAACUUCUGAAGGAGGCUACCAAGCGAGAUCUGAAUCUUUCUGAUGAAGAUGGAAUGACUCCCACUCUCCUGGCAGCCUACCACGGGAACUUGGAAGCCCUAGAAAUAAUCUGCAGCAGAGGAGGGGACCCUGAUAAAUGUGACAUCUGGGGAAAUACUCCUCUACAUUACGCAGCGUCCAAUGGCUAUGCCCACUGUGUCUCAUUCCUAAUCAACUUUGGUGCCAACAUCUUUGCCCUGGAUAAUGACUUACAGUCUCCAUUGGAUGCUGCUGCCAGCAGGGAUCAGAAUGAAUGUGUUGCUCUCCUGGAUAAGGCUGCCACUGCCCAGAACACCAUGAACCCCAAGAAGGUCUCCAGGCUGAAGGAGCAGGCUCAGAAAAAUGCCAGGAGGCAGAUCAAAGAGUGUGAAAGGCUCCAGGAGAAACACCAAAAUAAGAUGGCCCGCACCUACAACAAGGAGGAAUCAGGGACUCUUUCUUCUUCCAAGGGCACCUUCUCCAGGUCAUCCUUCUCAAGUGCUUCUGCUUCCAGUACAUUUGGGUCCUUGUCUAAGGGCAUUAAAGAUACCUUCAAGAUGAAGUUCAAGAAGAACAAAGACACAGCAGAGCCCAUAGGGAAGGAGGGUAGAAGUGGGCAGAGGAAUGUGAUGGAAGUGUUCAGAGAAGAGGACGAAGAUUCAUUUUCCAGGGGCUUCAAAGAGAAGCUCCAGUUCCCAGCAGAGGAGGACGAUGAUGAGCAACAUGAAUCCAUUCUCAACCGUCCAGGUCUAGGGAAUAUUGUCUUUCAAAAGAACAGAGCAUGGAGCCCUGAAGACAUCUCAAACAGCAAGAGGGAGUCGGAAUUUAAAAUGCCCAGUGACUUGCUCCAAAGAGCAGCAGAGGCUGAUGAAGCUGAGGCGGGUGAAGAGGGAGAAGCGGGUGAAAAUGGCCUUGGGUCACCUGAGCUGCCUUGGGAUGAGGAUGAAGUGGAGUGGGAGGAAGAAGUUGUGGAUGCGACUCCCCUCGAAGUGUUCUUGCAGUCCCACCACCUGGGAGAGUUCCUUCCCAUUUUCACGAGAGAGCAGAUUGAUCUAGAAGCUCUGAUGCUUUGCUCCGAUGAGGACCUUCAGAACAUACAAAUGCAGCUGGGUCCUAGGAAGAAAGUUCUUAAUGCCAUAAACAGAAGAAUGCAGGUGGUCCAACAACCUGGCCCGCUGGUGGACACCAGCCUCUGAUGGAGAAUGUUGAGUUGACUGGAGCCAUGCUGUGGCCCCCUGGAAACUCUCCACUCCAUACCAGAUCUCUACCCAAAGCCGGACCACUGGGAAUGGCUUCUAGGGUUUUGGAGGUGCCUACCUAGGAAGGAGGCCCAGACUCCACUCCAACACCUAUCCAAAUAAACCAUCAGUGAGAAACGCAAAGGAGAUCUUGGAACAAGAAAAUGGCAUUUCUGUUCAACUAGCCUUUGAUAUUGUUGAAUAAAGAUAGGGUUAAAUGGAUGACAGAGAAGGAAAAAAAUUUUACUUUUCUAACACUGGAUUUAAUCAUUUCUCAUCAUGAUGGCCGACUGCUUCCUUUCUGAUCUACCCUGGGGAUGCUGACUCUGGUUCUGUCCUGAGCUCUAUGACUUUGCCUGUCAGUGGGGACUGAAGUUCCAUGUUGCCCCGAGGCUUGGUGCCCAACUUCAACUUCCAACAAAUGCUUACGUGUUUACAAACAAUGGAACUGGGUUCAUGAUAUUCCUGUCUGAGAACAAGGACAGAGUGGCAGGUAGGGAGAGUAAAGAAAGAGAACAUAGGUGCCUGUUGUGUUCAUGUUGGAUCCCUAACCCCCAAAGUGACAGUUUUUGGGGGGUCUUUGAAGAGGUGAUUAAAUUUAAAUAAGAUCACAAGGAUGGGGUCUUCAUCCCAUAUGACUGGUAAAAGAAGAGGAAGAUAUAUUUAAGGAUGUACUCACACAUAGGGAAAUGUCACCCAAGGACACAGCCAGAAUGCACUAUCUGCCAUCCAAGGAGAGAAGCCUCAGGAGAAACCAACCCUGCCAACAUUUUGAUUUUGGCCUUUCAGCCUCCAGAGCUGUGAAAAAAAUAAAUUUCUUUAGUUUAAGCCA
Molecule: messenger RNA, 2190 nt
Organism: Marmota monax (woodchuck)
Lineage: Eukaryota; Metazoa; Chordata; Mammalia; Rodentia; Sciuridae
Gene: Anks4b
Product: ankyrin repeat and sterile alpha motif domain containing 4B
Exons: 2
Coding region: 60-1316 (418 amino acids)
Biological process (GO): brush border assembly
Molecular function (GO): protein binding
Source: RefSeq, a predicted model, not a curated record